Molecule: messenger RNA, 1826 nt
Organism: Nicotiana tabacum (common tobacco)
Lineage: Eukaryota; Viridiplantae; Streptophyta; Magnoliopsida; Solanales; Solanaceae
Source: RefSeq, a predicted model, not a curated record
AGUUGUAUAUAUCGAUCUUGGUCUUUUUACACCUUUAAUAGUCAGUCAAAGUGGCCGUCUAUUUUUUUGUUUCAGGUGGAGAUGGUGCCUAGUAAACGGCUUAAUGUGCAGAAAUUUCAUUUUGGUGGCACUCCUCGAAAGGUUCUAUAUCAUAGUGACAGUAGGUUGUUGCUUGUAUUACGGACUGAUCUCAGUGAUGAUUUAUGUUCAUCUGAUGUCUGUUGCGUAGAUCCUCUCAGCGGAUCGGUAUUGUCUUCCUUUAAGUUUGAGCCAGGGGAGAUAGGAAAAUGCAUGGAGUUGGUAAAAGUUGGAAACGAACAAGUUCUUGUUGUUGGAACUAGUCUCUCUACUGGUCCAGCUAUAAUGCCUAGUGGUGAAGCUGAAAGUACAAAGGGCCGUCUAAUAGUUCUUUGCAUCGAGCAAAUGCAAAACUCGGAUAGUGGGUCAAUUGCAUUUUCUUCAAGGGCUGGAUCAUCUUCUCAACGGACUUCACCUUUCCGUGAGAUUGGUGGAUAUGCCGCUGAACAGCUGUCUAGCAGUAGUCUUUGUAGCAGUCCUGACGAUAACAGCUGUGACGGGAUUAAACUUGAGGAAAGUGAGGCAUGGCACUUAAGAUUAGGUUAUUCAACCACCUGGCCUGGAAUGGUGCUUGCAGUCUACCCAUACCUUGAUCGUUAUUUCUUGGCCUCUGCGGGCAACUGUUUUUAUGUUUGUGGUUUUCCAAAUGAUAAUCCUCAAAGAGUCAGACGCUUAGCAGUAGGGAGAACACGUUUCAUGAUCAUGACUCUUACUGCACACUUCACCAGAAUUGCUGUUGGUGAUUGCCGUGAUGGUGUCCUCUUCUACUCGUAUCAAGAGGAUGCAAGAAAACUAGAGCAAGUUUACUGUGACCCUGUCCAGAGGUUAGUUGCUGAUUGCACUCUUAUGGAUGUAGACACAGCUGCUGUUUCAGAUCGAAAGGGGAGUCUAUCCAUUUUAUCAUGUUUGAAUCACUCAGAAGAUAAUUCCAGUCCAGAAUGCAAUCUAGCUCUAACUUGUUCAUUCUACAUGGGUGAGAUAGCUAUGAGAGUUCGAAAGGGGUCAUUCUCUUAUAAACUUCCAGCAGAUGAUGCACUUAAGGGCUGUCAAGUUGCCAGCAAUGUCGGUGACAUAUCACAAAAUAGUAUCAUGGCUAGUACACUUUUAGGGAGCAUAAUUAUUUUCAUUCCUCUUACUAGGGAGGAAUAUGAUCUCUUAGAAGCGGUACAGGCUAGGCUUGUCAUCCAUCCAUUGACUGCUCCUAUAUUGGGAAAUGACCAUGCUGAAUUUCGCUGUCGGGGGAGUCUGGCUAGGGCACCGAAAGCUCUGGAUGGUGAUAUGCUUGCUCAGUUCUUGGAGCUUACUAGUAUGCAACAAGAAGCUGUAUUAGCAUUGCCUCUCGGUGCACAAAACACAAUUAUGUUCAAUUCAAAGCAAUCUCCUCCUCCAAUUACUGUCAAUCAGGUUGUGCGGCUACUAGAACGUGUUCAUUAUGCCCUGAACUGAAUAUGUUCUGAUGCUUUGAGAGCUGUAAACUUGGUCUUCCGUUGACUGCCAAUCAAGUGUCCUUUCAGCCUUCCUCCAGAUAAUUACCGGUGCCAAGGCCAUUUGUUCAUAUUCUUGGAAGCAAGGUGAUCUGCGAUUGAUACGUGAUGUUUAAAGCUGGAUCAAAUAUCGUGCACGGGCCAGGCUAUUCUGCUUUGUUUCGGCUUUUGUGGGUUGGGGGGGAGGGAGACAGAAAUAGUUUUGCAGGGUUGUGCUUCUGGGUGCCUCUUCCUUCAUUGUCCGUACACAGUUUUGUAAGGCAA